This is a messenger RNA of Tribolium madens (black flour beetle), 1582 nucleotides long. RefSeq names its product putative inorganic phosphate cotransporter. Lineage: Eukaryota; Metazoa; Arthropoda; Insecta; Coleoptera; Tenebrionidae. Bases 66 to 1565 code for a protein of 499 amino acids. The record is from RefSeq and is a predicted model, not a curated record. Gene Ontology annotation, biological process: monoatomic anion transport; transmembrane transport. Gene Ontology annotation, molecular function: transmembrane transporter activity. The transcript has 4 exons.
AAUUUUUUGAAGACAACAUAAGUUUUUUAGUUUAAAACUCUAGUUGUCUUAAUAGCUAUUACACAAUGCAAAGAUUACAAAUCUGUAAAUCAUUUAGUCAAAGUGGCCAAAAAUAUUUUAAAAAAUUGUCAAAUUGUCAAAUUUUGACAAUGUCUGGUUUACAAUCAAUCAGUUCGGCUGGAGUUUCCCGAUCAUCAGAUCUUGAAACCAAAUGUUGCCCCAUACAACACCGAUGGGUGUUUUGCAUUCUCGCUUUUUUGGCAAUUUUCAUCUCCUCAAUCAUGUUUUCCCUCCCUUCUCUCCUACACGAGACUAAAACAAUUUCAUUGAAGAACAUCAAUGGUUCUGACUUUUGUUCCAUAAAUCAUAAUUUUACUCUAAAAGUUUCGGUUUUAAAAGACCCCAAUUCCGCCACUAAGUACAUCACAUUAUUUGCAAUUCAUUGGGGGUACUUAUUGAGCUGCUUUCCGGCAGGAAUUUUCUCUGACCAAUUUGGGGGGAAGUACAUAAUGACUUUAAGUUUGCUUUUUUCCUCGUUUUGGUGUCUAGUGACUCCUGCAAUUGCUGUUUUGAGUAAAAACAGACCUGGUUGGAUGGCUGGAACGCAAUUUUUCCGGGGGUUUUUCAAAGGGAUUGUUUUUCCAACAAUCAUGUCUCUCCUUGCCCAAUGGGCUCCUGAUACCGAAAGGACAAAAAUGGUGUGUCUAGUUUAUGGUAGUUACUUCCUAAGCCAAGAAAUAUCUACUGAAAUACAAAAAUUUCUACCUGAAAAACAGUUAUAUUUCUUGUUUGGGUCAAUAGGGGUUGUUUUUUGCUUCUGUUGGCACCUGUUUCUGUACCCAACCCCUGAAGAUCACCCUUCUAUUACGCCAAAUGAACUAAAAUUUUUGGACGAAAAUACUGAAGAUAGGCCGGUCAAAGGGCGAAAAAACAUCCCAUGGGCCGGAAUCCUGACCUCUGGCCCUUUCUGGGCCGUUUUGAUUCUCCAAAUCGGGUUAUCCUGGAAUUGGGUCGUCUAUUUUUACGCAUAUGACAUCUAUUUGCCCGGAGUUUUGAAAUUCGAAGAUUACGAAAACACAAUAUGGAGGAUCCCUUUUUACCUUUGCUUCGGAUUUGCCCUUAUUUACGGUUUUAUUUCUGAUUGGUUUAUCAAAGAGAAGCUUUUAAGUGUGACCAUUUUGCGAAAAAUUGCCGCUCUUAUUGGUAAUUCUGGUUCUGCUUUCAGUUUAUUGUUUGUGAUUUUUGGCGGUUGUCACAGCAAUGCCGUUAUGAUUCAUUUUACAGUCGGGUUGUGUUUCCAAGCACUCUUUUAUUUGUCGUGUCGAGUCAAUCACUUGGAUUUGACGUCGAAUUUUGCUGGAACGUUGAUGGGAAUGACGAGGAUUUUUGAUAGGAUUUCAGAAUAUGUGGUAGAUUCAGAGCUUUCCUAUCUGCUAACGAUAGAAAGCAGUUUAAGGCAGUGGGCCGGGUUGUUUUGGUUUACUUUUGGAUUGAAUCUUCUUUCGACGUGCGUUUUUUUAAUUCUUGCAAGCGGGAUAAGACAAGGAUGGAAUUAUGUUAAAUAAACCAAAUUAAACUUUUA